Molecule: messenger RNA, 2355 nt
Organism: Trypanosoma cruzi
Lineage: Eukaryota; Euglenozoa; Kinetoplastea; Trypanosomatida; Trypanosomatidae
Product: gamma-tubulin complex subunit, putative
Exons: 1
Coding region: 1-2355 (784 amino acids)
Biological process (GO): spindle assembly; mitotic cell cycle; meiotic cell cycle
Cellular component (GO): spindle pole; centrosome; gamma-tubulin small complex
Molecular function (GO): gamma-tubulin binding; microtubule minus-end binding
Source: RefSeq, a predicted model, not a curated record
AUGUCAGACGGUGGUGGCGGUGGCGGUGGCGGUGGUGGACGGGAAUUUUUUUUUCCGUCCAAAUUGCCGAAGGUAGAGAACGGUAUUUUUUUGCCGCGCGAGGGCAGUCCUCGUGUGAUUCCUUUUAGAGCUGCGACACAAUUGCGUGGUGCAGGUGCUGUGCAGCAUUCGUCGAGCGGGGUGGCUUCUAGUGUUGUCCCUGUGCCAUCUGUGGAGCAGGUGGUGGGUGGAGUGUUGCGUCGUGGAGAGGAGGACAGGAGCGCACCAGGCGAGGAUGUGGGUGGCACCAAUAAUUCUGUUGAAGAUAAGAACUGCGGUGGGUUUGAACUGCCUGGUCGUAUUUUCUGUCGUCGAGAUCGUUCGUCUGCGGAUGCGGCUGGUGUGAGGCAGGCCGCGGCAUCGUCGAAAACGGUGGCGGUUGUCACUGGUGUGAUGCCGCGCUACCGUGACACAAUGCAGCCUAAUGGGGAUGCCAUGGAGUGUAUGCCGCACGAGGGUGACGGUUCUCCAACCUGCGCCGUGGGACACACCUGUGUAGCGGUGGAAGAGAGCGAGUUUAUAUCCGACGUGCUUUUUAUGUGGAUGGGUGUGGAGAAGACGAAGUACUUCACGUACGAUGCGACGUCUCAUCGAUAUGUUAUGAGUGCGGAAGUGGGCACGAUGCGCCAGCGUCAGGCCUUCCUCACGCUGCAGGAGUGUGGCUGGCUGGCACACCAGAUUGAUGAAGUGCUUAGAAGUACUACCACCGAACGGUCCUUCUUGCAGCAGAGUUUGCGAAGCGCAAUGCGGCAGCAGUUGUUGCAGUAUCAUUGCCUGGUGGCCUCCUUUCGGGAGCGUCGAUUACCCCCAAUGACAUUCAGUGAUUUGGUUGUCGCAUUCAAGAGGGUGCAGCCGAAGUUGCAAGUGCUCUUCACGAUUCUCCGUGAGACAGAGUCUGUGAAGGGAGGGGAACUUGCAUCAAAGCUGCAGCGGCUCGUGCAGCAGGGUUCUACGAGACUUUAUGCGUUGCUCUCUGAGGUUUACAUGGAAGCAGUGAGUCCGCUCCUCUACAUGGCCGUGUCAAGCAUCACCAAGGGGGAGAUAUCGGAUCCCUUUAAUGAGUUUUUUGUGAAGUCCAAUCCACGAAUUGACAACACUUCCGACGCGUUCUGGUCCUCCAAGUUUGCGCUUCUCCCAGAAAUGCUCCCAACAACCGUGUCGCGCGCUUUAGCAGAACAAGUCAUGUUGGUGACAAAAAAUGUUAGUUUUAUUAGGAAUUGCUGCAGGUGUAAACAGUGGCACAUGGACCCGGCUAUUGUGACUGCGGCACAAGGCGCCUCUUUCGAUACCAUUGGUGCGGUUGUUCGUGAUGCGAUGUGUUUUACAAACACGGCGGUGUUGAAGCUGAUUCGUGAGGAAUUUCAUUUGGACAACGUUUUUCGCAUGGUAAACGCCUUCCUGCUGGUUGGAAAUGGUGGUUUCUAUGAACUUCUUAUCGACAGGCUGGACCCUGUGCUCAGUAGACUGAGUCAUAUGGUGCAAACCUCCAUUGUUCGUGAUCACAUGCAAAGCGCGCUUCUUGACAUUGUUCCAUACACGAGGCACCUUGACACGGAUCUCUUUUCGAUGCUGCAAUGUGAGAUGGUCAAGGACGACAAGAUUAUUGGCUGGGAUGCCUUUCUUGUGACAAUGACAGUGCCUUCGCCUCUCAAUAACAUCUUUGACGUGACCGCCAUGAAAGUCUACCGACGGCUUUUCCGCAUCAUGUUCAAAGUGAAGCGGGCUGAAGUUGCGCUGAAGAAGUCAUGGCGACAGAGCGUUGUCUUGGAUCGCAUCAUUGGACGACUUCACAACACAAGCCGUGAGGUCAUCGCCUGGCGUGAGGUCGCAGCGGAUGCCCACCUCCUUGGACUGCAGUUGAAUCAUUUUGUAAACAAUCUCUGGUCUUACCUCGUGGCGGAGGUAUCCACUGUCUCGUGGGACCUGCUGAUGAAGGCGCUGCGGCAAUGCACCUCACUGGAUGAAAUUCGAGCCGCCCACAUAGCGUACCUGCAGUAUCUAACACUCCACUCCCUUCUUCACGGGGACUGCGCCUCGAUGCGCCAGAACAUUGAGAGUGUCCUCAGCAUCGUUCGGCAGUACGUUGGGGCCCAAGCGCUUUUGACGUCGUUGCUGGAACGCGGGAAUGGAGACGUGUUUUCUAUUAAGAGCGAGUAUCAACGCCUGACCGAUGACUUUCAGCGGGAAAUCACAUCUCUUCUCACGACCUUGGAGGAGCAGCACCUGCAAUUUGACUUUUUAAACUUUCUUCUUCUGCGACUUAAUUUCAAUCAUUUCUACCACGACACGAUGUUUGGGAAUAACACGGAGUUUUAG